Molecule: messenger RNA, 1992 nt
Organism: Aspergillus fijiensis CBS 313.89
Lineage: Eukaryota; Fungi; Ascomycota; Eurotiomycetes; Eurotiales; Aspergillaceae
Exons: 6
Coding region: 1-1842 (613 amino acids)
Source: RefSeq, a predicted model, not a curated record
AUGCCUCCUGUACGGUCAGCUAGGGCCUCGAAGGCGUGUCCCGGCAGCGGCUGUCUUCGCUGCGCGACGCUAACGCAGCCUUGCUCGCUGGAUCCCGAGCAGACGAGCCCUAAUUGCAGGUCGAGCCCGUCAACUCAUUGCCGGUCGGAACAUACUCAGAACACAAGCACCGUCGCUUCCGAGGUUAAUCAGCGGAGUGCGGUGGAUGAGAGCCAUAAGCACAGAAUCGCCAGACUGGAAAGAACGGUAGAGAGUUUGGUUGACCGUCUGGAUGCCAAGAUCGAUGCCCUAGCUAGCCGGUUCAACGAGGAAACCCCUCCGAGGAGGACAGAACAAGGUAUCAUUGAGCAUGAACCAGCUCCUGUGCUCCUCAUCAGGGAGGCUGCCUUAGACGCUGGCGUACGCUCACCGGAGCAGAACGACGCUCGUCCUGAAGUGUAUGCCGACCCGAUAUCUUCAGGGCUGGUUUCAUCGUCUAUCGCCCACUCAUUGGUCGAACUAUUCCAUACCCACUACGGCAGAUGGGUGAAGUUUCCAGAGGAUCUCUCAACACCGGCCCUUCUCUCGCGAAUCGGAGGGUCGUCGCUUCUUACAUGCAGUGUAUUGUUAAUUGCAGUCAGACACACCACACCAGACCUUGCGGACAGACUCGCGCCUCAGUUGUUCCGAGAAGCAAAACGCCUUGUCACCUCCUCCUUACUCAUGGUCCCACAGACGACGCCAUUCUUCCAGGCGGUUCUGAUUCUGAGCCUGUGGUCGACGACCAUCGGCCAAGUGCCGCUGAGUGUUGACAGCUGGCUUUUGACCGGCUAUGCUUUGCAGCAGGCAUUGAUCAGCCCGGACUUAGUGGAAGUCAUGCGACCCGACGCAGCUCUUCCGACCGUACAGAAACAUGUCGAUGCAUGCACGUCCUUCCCCUUGUCGCUUUCACAAUCCUACCUUACUGACGUAUCUCUCAGAUACUGCGUAGGGACCCGCCGCCAGGCUCAAUUGACCGACGUCGACAUCCAACGCUGCGCACGAUUGAUGCAAAUGGACAGCAUCACCAACUACGAAGCGCGAAUGAUCGCCGAGGUCAAGCUGUACUGGAUCAUCUAUCGCAAGUGUUGCGGAUCGCAUCCGGAUCUCGAAGCCGUGAAACGCGCUCUAGCGAAUUGGCAGCAAGAGUUCCUCGUACUGUUUGCGCAACCUCGCUCCCAGUUUCUGCGCAUGGGCUUUCACUUCGCGCACCUCCUCGCCUACAGCAACCGCCUGAAAUCCUCAUCUCAAGAGUCAUUAGACAACAUGGCCAGCAGCAGCAGCAGCAGCAGCGCAUCCCUCGUCGCCGGAAUGCUGUCCCACGCGAAGAACAUCAUCGACCUCGCGAUCGACACCACGGACGACCGAACCCGCCACCUGACGGAUCAGAUCUACCACCUCGUCACAUUCGCAGCGCUCACCCUCUGUCGCCUUGUGCACACCUACGAGGAGAACCUGCGCGCCACGGGCCACGAUCUGGACGCUUUGGAUGGUCUGGUGGUGCAGCUCGUCGACUGGCUGCGGUCGAUUGGGCUUCCAACAAGCCACGCCGCAUAUAUGCUGGGCGAUAUUGUGUUUGCGCGGUUCGCCAAAUUGCGACCGCAUUCGCGAGUGCUGGCGUCAAUCACCGCCAGGAGAGGGGGAGGAGAGGAGAAGGAGGACGCCGACUUGGCGCAACCGCUUCUCGACGACAGGUUGUUCUCGGAUGAUGUUCUGGCGCUGGCGUAUCCCGGGUUCAUCGGGCUGGAGCUUUUCGACAUGGGGCUGGGCGGGGCAGAGGUGUCGUGGCCGCAGUGGGAGGGGGAGUUGUAUUCGUCGACGUAAGCGGCUCUUUCGUCGUGUGUAUGGGCAUUCCAAUGAGUGGGGUAGGCUUCUUUAGGUGAAAUGUAGGAGAAUUUCCUCCCGCUCCAGCCCUAACUCCAUGUAUCUUGGAGAAAAGAAGCGGAGAGUCGCGUCUGCUAGAGUUCGAGGUUG